GCAUCUGUAUGAGAGAGAAGAGUGGAUUCAGUCUUGGGUUGGGUUUCUUUUUAAUAUUAUUUAAAUGUAUAAUAUAUAUUUUCUCUUUUUAAAUGUAUUAAAAGAGAUUUUAGGGUAAUUAUUUUUCUCCAAUAUCCUGUAUAUAUUGUAUAUGCUUGUGUGUGUGUGUGUGUGUGUGUGUGGAAACAGCUGACCAAGACAGAGUACUCUUGAGUGGGAAUUCUUGAGAUGCAUUGUACCUUCAACACCAUCCCUGAAGAAGCACUGACUUUUCAAAACACUUUUUAGAAACUGAAACAUUCUGAUGUGUUAGAUUUUUCAAAAAUAACCAAUAAUAAUAAUUGAGGAGAGGCCCAUUAAGAACUGAAGCAAUCAUGUCUGGAGAGGUACGCUUGAGACAGUUGGAACAGUUUAUUUUGGAUGGACCAACUCAGACAAAUGGGCAAUGCUUUAGUGUGGAAACGCUGCUGGAUAUACUCAUCUGCCUUUAUGAUGAAUGUAAUAAUUCACCCCUGAGGAGAGAGAAGAAUAUUCUGGAGUAUCUAGAAUGGGCCAAGCCUUUCACGUCUAAAGUGAAACAGAUGCGACUACAUAAAGAAGACUUUGAAAUCUUGAAGGUGAUUGGCCGAGGAGCCUUUGGGGAGGUUGCAGUAGUAAAAUUGAAAAAUGCAGAUAAGGUAUUUGCCAUGAAAAUAUUAAAUAAAUGGGAGAUGCUGAAAAGAGCUGAGACAGCUUGUUUUCGAGAAGAGAGGGAUGUGUUAGUGAACGGAGAUAACCAAUGGAUUACAACAUUGCACUAUGCCUUUCAGGAUGAAAACUAUUUAUACCUGGUUAUGGAUUAUUAUGUGGGUGGUGAUCUGCUUACCUUGCUUAGUAAGUUUGAGGACCGAUUACCUGAAGAAAUGGCUCGCUUUUAUUUGGCUGAAAUGGUAGUAGCAAUUGAUUCUGUACAUCAACUGCAUUAUGUCCACCGGGACAUCAAGCCAGACAACAUCCUGAUGGAUAUGAAUGGACAUAUUCGGUUAGCAGAUUUUGGUUCUUGUCUGAAACUGAUGGAAGAUGGAACGGUUCAGUCUUCAGUGGCAGUUGGAACACCAGAUUAUAUCUCUCCAGAAAUCCUGCAAGCCAUGGAAGAUGGGAAAGGAAAGUACGGUCCUGAAUGCGACUGGUGGUCCCUUGGUGUUUGCAUGUAUGAAAUGCUUUAUGGUGAAACACCCUUUUACGCAGAAUCCUUGGUGGAGACAUAUGGAAAGAUAAUGAACCACAAAGAGAGGUUUCAGUUUCCUGUCCAAAUGACGGAUGUGUCUGAAAAUGCCAAGGACCUAAUUCGAAGACUCAUUUGUAGCAGAGAGCAUAGACUUGGGCAGAAUGGAAUAGAAGACUUCAAAGGCCACCCAUUUUUUUCUGGGAUUGACUGGGAUAACAUUCGAAACUGCGAAGCACCUUACAUCCCUGAAGUUAGCAGUCCAACAGAUACAUCAAAUUUUGAUGUAGAUGAUGAUUGUUUAAAGAAUUCUGAGACAAUGCCCCCACCAACACAUACUGCAUUUUCUGGCCAUCAUCUGCCCUUUGUAGGAUUCACAUAUACAAGUAGCUGUGUCCUUUCGGACCGCAGUAGUCUAAGAUACGCAGCUGGGCAACGGGCUAUGGAUCUUGAUGCCAACGUUCAAAGGACACUUGAGGAUACCUUAGCAACAGAAGCAUAUGAGAGGCGAAUAAAGCGCCUGGAGCAGGAAAAACUUGAACUUAGCAGAAAACUACAAGAGUCCACGCAAACAAUCCAGGCCCUGCAUUAUUCAACUGUAGAUGGUCCAUUAACAGCAAGCAAAGAUUUAGAAAUUAAAAGCCUAAAAGAAGAAAUCGAAAAACUAAGAAAACAGGUGACUGAUUCUGGACGACUGGAGCAGCAGCUUGAAGAGGCCAGUUCUGCAAGGCGAGAAUUAGAAGAUGCUUCCAGACACAUCAGAACAUUUGAGAAGCAAAUCAAAGCACUAAAGCAAGAAAGGGAUGAUCUUAAUAAGGAACUAAUUGAGUCUAGUGAAAGAUUAAAGGCCCAAACCAAAGAGUUGAAAGAUGCACACAGCCAACGGAAACUGGCUAUGCAGGAAUUCUCCGAGAUGAAUGAGCGACUUACUGACUUGCAUUCACAAAAACAGAAACUUACUCGUCAAGUCAGAGAUAAGGAAGAAGAGAUGGAAGUGGUGAUGCAAAAAGUAGAGAGCUUGAGGCAAGACCUACGCAGAACAGACAGAAUGAAAAAGGAACUGGAAGUUCAUGCUGAAGCUGCAGCUGCUGAGGCAUCCAAGGACAGGAAAUUGCGUGAGCGAAGUGAGCAGUACUCUAAGCAGCUGGAAAAUGAGUUAGAAGGACUAAAGCAAAAACAAAUUGGUCGCUCCCCAGGGGUGAGCAGCACAGAACAUCAACAAGAGAUCACCAAAUUAAAAUCUGACUUGGAGAAGAAAAGCGUAUUUUAUGAAGAAGAGAUAUCUAAACGAGAACUAAUACAUUGUAAUGAAAUAAAAAAUUUGAAGAAGGAACUGCGUGAUGCAGAAAGCCAACAACUUGCUCUCAAAAAAGAGAUCCUAAUCUUGAAAGACAAGUUAGAAAAGACAAGGAGAGAAAGCCAAAGUGAAAGAGAAGAAUUUGAAACAGAGUUCAAACAGAAAUAUGAACGGGAGAAGAUUCUGUUGACAGAGGAGAACAAAAAGCUUUCUGCUGAGCUUGAUAAGCUUACAGCCAUGUAUGAGAGACUAAGUAUGAGCAACCGGCAACUGGAAGAAGAGAUGAGAGAUCUUGCCGACAAGAAAGAAUCUGUAGCGCACUGGGAAGCCCAGAUCACAGAGAUCAUCCAGUGGGUAAGUGAUGAAAAGGAUGCCCGAGGCUAUCUCCAGGCCUUAGCCUCCAAAAUGACUGAAGAACUAGAGGCCCUGAGGAACUCCAGUUUGGGGGCAAGAGCAACAGACAUGCCCUGGAAGAUGCGGCGUUUUGCAAAACUGGAUAUGUCUGCAAGGUUAGAGCUACAGUCAGCCCUUGAUGCAGAAAUACGAGCCAAACAAGCCAUUCAAGAGGAGUUAAAUAAAGUUAAAGCUUGCAAUAUUGCAACAGAAUGCAAACUACAGGAAUCUGACAAGAAGAACUCUGAUCUAUUGUCAGAAAUAGAGAGACUGAAAAAAGAGACAGAAGAACUCCGAUCAGAAAAGGGUGUAAAGCACCAAGACUCACAGAAUUCUUUCUUGGCAUUUUUGAAUGCGCCUACCUCUGCUCUGGAUCAAUUUGAACGCUCUCCUUCCUGUAUUCCAGCUCACAAAGGCAGACGUAUUGAUUCUGUUGAAAAUUUUACCUUAUCUAAUACGCCUUCGCGGGAUGAAGAUAUCAAGUGUCACCUUCAUUCAAGAUCUAGGUCCCCUUCCACAGCUAGUGACAUUGAACCAAUUGAGGUUUCAGAUCAUCCUCUGCGUCCGGUUCACACACCAACCAUGAGGUCACCAUAUAUUGGUUCAGGACUCUCUGUGCCAAAGCCGAAGGCCCAUCAGUUUGUAGUGAAAUCCUUUAAUACCCCUACCAAAUGCAAUCAGUGCACAUCUUUGAUGGUUGGCUUAAUAAGACAGGGCUGUACCUGUGAAGUGUGUGGAUUUUCAUGCCAUGUGACCUGUGCAGACAAGGCACCAGCGGUGUGUCCAAUUCCACCUGAACAGACAAAGGGUCCUUUGGGUAUUGAUCCACAGAAAGGCAUAGGAACGGCUUACGAAGGCCAUGUCCGAGUCCCAAAACCAGCUGGAGUGAAGAAAGGCUGGCAAAGAGCUCUGUCUGUUGUCUGUGACUUCAAGCUCUUCCUUUAUGAUAUUGCAGAAGGAAAAGCAUCCCAGCCCAGUGUGGUAGUGAGUCAGGUUCUUGAUAUGAGGGAUGAAGAAUUCUCAGUGAGUUCUGUCUUGGCUUCUGAUGUCAUCCAUGCAAAUAGAAAAGAUAUUCCCUGUAUCUUUAGAGUUACAGCUUCCCAGCUAUCAGCAUGCAGUAACAAGUGUUCAAUCCUGAUCCUGGCUGACAGCGAGAAUGAAAAGAGCAAGUGGGUAGGAGUCCUAAAUGAACUACACAGGAUUUUAAAGAAGAACAAGCUCAAAGAUCGUUCAGUCUAUGUUCCCAAAGAGGCCUAUGACAGCACCUUGCCCCUCAUUAAAACCACCCAGGCGGCAGCCAUCAUAGAUCACGAAAGAAUAGCUCUGGGCAAUGAAGAAGGGUUAUUUGUGGUUCAUGUCACCAAGGAUGAGAUAAUUCGUGUCGGUGACAAUAAGAAAGUGCAUCAGAUUGAGCUCAUCCCAAAUGAGCAGCUAAUUGCAGUGAUCUCAGGACGAAACCGUCAUGUACGGCUAUUCCCUAUGACAGCCUUGGAUGGACGAGAGACUGAUUUUUAUAAACUGGCAGAGACUAAAGGUUGCCAGACGAUAGUUUCUGGGCAAGUGCGCCAUGGAGCCCUUACCUGCCUGUGUGUGGCAAUGAAAAGACAGGUCCUCUGCUAUGAACUAAAUCACAGCAAGACACGACACAAAAAGAUUAAAGAGAUCCAAGUGGCUGGGAAUGUCCAGUGGAUGGCAAUCUUUAGUGAGCGGCUCUGUGUGGGCUACCAGUCAGGAUUCUUAAAAUACCCUUUGCAUGGAGAAGGAAACCCACAUAGUUUGCUUCACCCAGAUGAUCACACACUGUCGUUCAUUGCACAGCAACCAACUGAUGCCAUCUGUGCAGUUGAGAUCUCGAAUAAGGAAUACCUGCUGUGUUUUAGCAGCGUGGGGGUUUAUGUCGACUGCCAAGGUCGAAGAUCAAGGCAACAGGAACUGAUGUGGCCUGCAACUCCUUCCUCUUCCUGUUACAAUGCCCCAUACCUCUCAGUAUAUAGUGAAAAUGCCGUUGAUAUAUUUGAUGUGAACUCCAUGGAGUGGAUUCAGACUAUCCCCCUCAAGAAGGUACGUCCUUUGAACACAGAAGGAUCGCUGAAUGUCCUUGGACUAGAAACAGUGAGGUUAAUAUAUUUCAAAAACAAGAUGGCAGAGGGUGAUGAGCUGGUGGUUCCUGAGACAUCCGAUAACAGCCGGAAGCAAAUGGUCCGAAAUAUCAACAAUAAACGCCGUUACUCAUUCAGAGUGCCUGAGGAGGAGAGGAUGCAACAGAGGAGGUCGGGAGAUGCUACAGAUCCAGAAAUGAGAAAUAAAUUAAUUUCUAAUCCAAACUUUAACCACAUAGCACACAUGGGCCCAGGAGAUGGUAUACAAAUCCUCAAAGAUCUACCUAUGCCAAGCUCCCCUUAUCCGCCCUCUCAUCAUCACUCCCAUCUCAUCUCUUCUCCAAGCAACUUCGAGCACAUCUAUCACAUGACUGUUAACUCAGCUGAAAAUUUCCUCUCCCGUGAUUCCAUAAACCGUGCAUAUUCCCCACCUCUACGCUCUGUCCCUCGUACACCAGCCUUUAUGAAUAUAAGGAACCUUCGACCUCAGGAAAGUCGGACCAUGUUUAGUGGUUCUGUCAGUAUUCCAUCGAUAAAAUCCCGCACUGAACCCGGACGCUCCAUGAGUGCUAGCAGUGGUUUGGCGGCAAGAUCAUCUGCACAAAAUGGCAGUGCUUUGCGGAGGGAAUUCUCUGGAGGUAGCUAUGGAGCAAAGCGUCAGCCGAUGGCAUCCCCUUCGGAUGGCUCCUUGUCCUCUGGCGGUUUGGACCAAGGCAGUGAUGCACCAGCGAGGGACUAUGAGCGAGAGGACUCUGACUCUCCAAGGCAUUCGACAGCUUCUAACAGCUCCAACCUGAGCAGUCCUCCCAGCCCAUCUCCUCACAAGACCAAGAGCCUCUCCCUGGAGAGCUCUGACCACGCAAGUUGGGACACAUGAACUGCUUCAGCACUCAGAUUUUACAUCUCAGCAGCUUACUGUCCCCAUGACUCUCCGUUUGCUCUCACUGUCAUCGCCCCCCAGCUUCCCUCCAAAAGCAGACUAGGGGAGGGAGGGGGGGAAGAGAGUAUAUCUUGUCUUCUCUGACACAAGCAGCGUAAGCUCCCCCCUCAUUCAAAAGUAGCAGCAAGCAAGAGAAAACCUGGAGGAGGGCAGAGUGGGGGGGGGUUGGUAUACAAGAGAUAUUGGUAUUUGUAUUAGUAUCUAUUUUAUUUCAUAGGGUUACAGCUGUUUCCAUUUUUAUGGGUAUAUUCCACACCAUGCCACUGUUCCAAACAAAACAUAGUAGUAUUAGACUGACCAAAACAGAAUCUGAAAGAGAGAACCAGAUUUUGCUUUGAGGCACACAAUAUCUCAUUGUAUUUUUUCAAGAGUUAGCACAGCAACACCCACCCAUCUCUGGUGAUGGGGCAAAAUUUGCCCUGCAGGGGCAGAUAACGCACGCUUUCAGCAACCACUCUAUUUGAAUGUCAAUCUGAUUGUUGCCAGCAAAUCCUUAUUGAUUUAAAAAGAAAUGAUGCAUAUUUUACUACAGUAGAGUUUAAGUAAAUACGCAAAAUUAAGAGUUAGUACAUAUGUAUAUAAUAAAAGAAGAAGCAUUGUGAUGCAGCGAAAGAUGGAUUCCUAUUUAAGAGAUCCUUUAAUUUAAGAAGACUUGUGUUGUUCCCUUUUUCAUACUAAAUAAUCUAUGGAUUGAGGAUGUGAUCUGGAUAUAGAACAUGGCACUGGAUAAAAACAGCCUGGAGGGAGAUUCCAUCUUCACAAUGUUCUCUGUAACAUUACCUUCUUGUCGGUAGAUGAACUAAAGCCAUAAUUCUCACUUUUUAACUAUAUCUCCCUCUUCUACUGUCUGCUUCACUGUACAAGCAAAACUCAUGAUCUGCUGGUCGACAAGCCUGAAGUGAGCUCAAGGGCAGUUUUGCAGAGAAUCAGUAUUCAGCCCCGAGCAAAACUGAAGUAAAUGCAGCCAAAGCCAGCACAAAUAGAUAACUAGUUUGGGGAGGGUUGGGGCUGGGUUUCCAAACUCAUCUGGCCAAUUAAUACUAGUAACCACUAGCUUGUAAGCUGACUUUCCAAAUUUUAGUGAUCAGCCUACAUCAGUCAAAUUCAAACAGCACUGGUCUUGAAAUAGAAUCUUUUAAAUAUAUAACUUGCUGCUCUAGCUCACUGAAGGCUAUAACGUGCUGUUGGUCUUCAAAAUUUGCUAGAACGCCGGGUGGUUCAGGACGCCUAUUCUGAAGAGUUUUAUUACGUCAUCCCUGCUCUCCCACCGGGCCUGACCUAGUGUGUUUAGUGCUAUUAUUGCCGUGAAAUACUGUGACGAUUGGAUCCCACAGAGAAGCACUUGGCAGGGCAAAGCAUUCCUCUCUGGAGAGAGCAGACAGUGGAGGUCCAUCACCACCUAAAUAAACAGUAGCAAG
This is a messenger RNA of Lacerta agilis (Sand lizard), 7351 nucleotides long. RefSeq names its product CDC42 binding protein kinase alpha (gene CDC42BPA). The record is from RefSeq and is a predicted model, not a curated record. Gene Ontology annotation, biological process: actomyosin structure organization; peptidyl-threonine phosphorylation. Gene Ontology annotation, cellular component: cytoskeleton; actomyosin; cytoplasm. Lineage: Eukaryota; Metazoa; Chordata; Lepidosauria; Squamata; Lacertidae. Gene Ontology annotation, molecular function: ATP binding; protein serine/threonine kinase activity.